Messenger RNA from Geodia barretti, 2548 nucleotides. The record is from the annotation of a GenBank genome assembly. Lineage: Eukaryota; Metazoa; Porifera; Demospongiae; Tetractinellida; Geodiidae.
ACCACAUCUUCGCGGCAUAAAUUCUAAUUAUUGCCCACCGACUCUAUAACGCGGGCAACGCUCGGGGCAACGUGGGAAAGGAGUAAGCAAGUUUUUUAGGCGGCACAUACGAGAGGCAAGAGUCGUCUGUGUCACUCUGCACUGUGCUCCCGUAUUCUCUCGAGGUCUUAAAGGGCGUGAGAAGCUAAAGAACAUGAGUGAUACUCCCUCCCAACCUACGGAACUCAGCCAAGAGGAGAUGCGGCAUCGGAGGCUGCAGAGGCUCGGGGGUCUGUCCCUACAAGGCUCCUCCCCUCCCUCCCUCACACCCUCCCCAGGCACCUCCACCCUCCCGCACACCAAGACCACCUCCCCCGAGGGACGCAAGGCCACACCCACCUCAUCAGCCACCCGUGGUGAUGUAAUGGAGGUGGAGCCUCUCCCACUGCACCGUCAGAAGAAGGCCCGUAGUCCCAGGACCACGCCCACUAUUCUGACGGAUCACGUGAUCCGGCCCAAAGCCAAACGGAGCUACACGGGGGAGCUGGCACGGGCCCACUCCCUCCCCUCUCCCUCCACCCCUCACUCGUCACUCAUCUCACUCCUGUCACAGAUUUUCAGAGUCUCCCUUCCAGUAACGGGCUCUAACGGAGCUGGCAGCAAAGACUUUGUCCCUCUACCUCAGUUGUCACAACAGCUGAGAGAUCUUGGAGAAAGUGCCUAUGUAGACGUAAGGGACUUGGCGUCUCAACUGUUAAUGGAGAGAAUCCCUCUUUUCCACGAGGCGAGAUUGGAUCAAGGCACGACGGUGGCAGAUGGUCCUUCCUCCCUCCCGUCCUAUCUCGCUGACCACACCCAUUCCUCCGCCCCCUCCUCGUCGCUUGCUCCCAGACUGACCAAUCAGAUCGCAGGCGAGGGAGCAAUGGCCUACCUCCUGGACUGCUAUGACCGAUCAUUGCACGAGUCUCGUUCCACUCUCAAAGUCAGGUCUCCUGAGGUGGACAGAGCUGCGGUGUUGUCGGUCGUGUCUCAGAUUGUUGUCUCUUUCUCGUCCCUCCUUCUGACUGACUGGCUGGACCCUCCUCACCUCCAGAUACCCACGUCAGAGUGCCCCUCCCUCCUUCUCCCCCACCUCCUCUCCCACCCUCCUCUGCCCACUGGAUUCCUCCCUGAUCUCAUCCUCCAUUGCCACACCCACUCCCUCCCCGACGAGAACCUCCUCCACUCUGUGUUCCAUCCCCUCCUGGUGAACCUCCAGGAGCUCGCUCUCCAUGCCAACCCUCUCUGUGACAAUGUGUGCGACAUCUUCUUCGCCAUCUCCGAGCUCACCAGUGUCAAAUCUGAGGGGAACUUUCGACCCAUUUGCUCUCUGAUGACGUCUGAUCGGCUGUGGCUGACAAGUUCCGAUGAGGGGUGCCACGCCCUCCAAUUCCAGACUCUGAUUGGUCCGUUUCUCUCCCUCUCGGGCCUCCUCCUGGAGUGGGCGGGGCCAACCGACAAGCUCCACCCACGUCACACACCCAACGAGGCACUGUCUGCUCUGACCGAGACCAUCACUCAGAAAUUGAACAUUUGCAGGAACGAGAUGUUCAAGGUGCUUCACAGUGUCCUCAGAUGCACGGAGACCAGGUCCAAGGCGCUGGACUUCUUUCAGGCCACGCUCUCACUCAACUCUCGCCGGGCUAACCUGCAUGUUGAUCGACACGUAGUCAGCAGUGACGGGUUCAUGUUGAAUCUCUCUGUCGUCAUGCAGAAACUGUGCGACAAGAUCAAACCAUCCAUGGUGGAUCCUCACUAUCUCUACAGACCCAACUCAAGACUAGAACUCACUUCCUCUGAAACCAGAAUUUGCUGCUCAUCUAAAUGGUUCACCGACACUCAAUCACAACUGGAGACGAGAGGAGUGUUAUCGGGGCAAGUGAAGUUCCCCACGGAAUGUUUCCUAAUGACGGUACAUUGCGUUCACCUCACGUGGACAACGGCCAUCCGCCACCUUCGAGAACUGAGGAGAGAGCUCUACCAAAUAAGGAGAAACCUCCGUCUAGGGAAUGUCCCUUCACAGGUGUCCCAGCAGCUGAAGGGGAGAGAGAGUGUGCUGCAGAAGAUGGUGACCAACAUGGAAGGUCUGAUUCUAGAAGAUACCGAGACCCUGGGCCUCACCAUGACCUUUCUCUGUCAGCUGGCAAGGUGGCUGUGUCUGCAACUGGCUGGACCUGAUGAGGAGAGUCCCUCCCUCCCGCUGCCAGAGAGCGUCCCAGUGGAGUUUGCAGUUGUUCCGGAGUUCUUCCUCGAGGUCAUCGCAGACUUCCUCAUCUUUGCCGCGCAGUAAGUGACAGCUGCUCCUCCUCACUCCAAAUGAGGGACUUCUUCCUAGACAAGAGUUUGUAGUGUAAAGAUUCCUGAUUGAUUGAGAAUCCCGAACGUACGGUGAAGCACUUCCGCCACAAUGGGACGGAAGAAAGUGUCCUUAUUAGAGAGGUGUCCUCAUUUCAGGGGUGUCCUUAGAGAGGUGUCCUCAUUUCAGGGGUGUUCUUAGAGAGGUGUCCUCAUUUCAGGGGUGUUCUUAGAG